UAUCCAAUCAGAAGUUCAAACGUAUAGAAAUUUUUCGUUGUCACUGUGGUUCGUUGUUCAAUGCCCAAAGUUACUGCGGAUCGUUUGUCAAAUAAUCGAAAACAUGAACAUAAAAGUGUCAUGUUUGAGUGAAGACGUUUAAUAAAAAAAAAAAAAAAAACAAAAAAUAUGUUCGAGGCAAAAAGUAAUGCAUUCUAUUUUUGUUGAUAGAAUUUCAUAGAACUAUCAUAAAAUGAGUAGCAUUAAAUUCGAUGUACAGUGGUCUCCAGUUCAUGCAAAUAAAUUUAUCACAUGGGGUACAGAAAUUUGUCUGUACGAGGUAAUACAAGUAAAAGACAAUAGUAGACAAUUAUACACGAAGAUCUCUGAUACCACUGUUGCUCAUUUACUUGCGACAAAUACCAAUCAACAUUAUGUCAAAUGCGUCGAUAUAUAUCCACAAUUGGAGCCAGAUAUUCUAUUAGCUGUUGGACAAGCGAAUGGAAAGAUUGUUUUAACUACUUUCGGUUCGACGAUUUUUGAUUCUCAAGGUCUUAGUGGAAAAGAAUUAGUCCCAAAACAUGCGAGACAAUGUAAUGCAGUUGCUUGGAAUCCCGUGGACACAAAUUUAAUUGUGUCUGGCUUAGAUAAACACAGUAAAGACCAUUCCAUUUUAUUAUGGGAUGUAAACAAAAGUUUGCAGACCUCUGAAAGAAUACAUCACCAUAAUGCAGUACAGAUAGAUUCUGUGAGACCUGUGACGGAAGCUUGUGUUUCAGAAACUGUACAUUCUAUUUCUUGGUUUAAACACGAGCAAAAGUGUAUUGUAGUUGGCACUAAUAACAAACAAUUAAAAAUCAUUGAUUUCAGAGAUUCUGCAAAAAUAGUCAACACGACAGCUACUAAGGCUAUCUACAAUGUAUCAGUGGAUCCGCACAAUAAUUAUCAUUUACUUUCGAGCGUUGAUAAUCAGAUAAUAAUUUGGGAUACAAGGUGUUUUGAGAAACCUGUUUUGACCUUGUCACAAAACAGACAAAUUGCAAAAGUACUAUGGUGUCCGACUAGGCAUAAUCUUUUGGGAGCUUUACAGAAAGACUCGGCGACACUGCAUCUAUAUGAUAUUCAACAUUGUGGGAUUGGAGGAGGAGAAGAUACAGAACCUGGAGCAUUAGAAAGGACGGUUGCUCCAUCAUGGCAUACUCCUAUAAGCUUUUCAUGGCAUCCAACGCAUGUGAAUAGAUUGUUGGCAAUAUCUCAACAAGGACUUGCAGAUUAUACAGUUUGUGAAAGGAUUACAGUAAACUGGUCAACACGAUCCCACCUUGCUUGGAAUCAUGCUUCAAAAUCAUUUAAAUAUAUAUGGAGCAACGAUAAUAUUUACAAAGCCCUAAACGACAUUUCUAUUUUAACCAAAACACGCGCUGUUUCGGAAUAUGGCUUACUUCCAGAACUGGCUCAAAAUGGUGAACUGGCUGAAAAUGAUACUCUUAAAAACCUAUGGCAGUGGUUGUACUUAAGUCGCUAUUUGGUAGAGGAUGGCACUAUCCCAUGCGCAGAUAACAAACAUCCGGGUGUCAGAACAGUUUUAAAACUAGAUGAUCAACAAGGAUCUAGCAACGGUUUCUUGAAAUCGGAACUAAUUCAUCGCCCUUGGUCAGAUAUAGGAUCUAAUCACACUGCAAAAAUCUACAGAUCUGCAGACAGAGAUAAAGGAUUGCUUUUAUGUGGUUGGAGAUUUGACAAAGAUACCAAUAGUCUUUAUGAUAAUUUAUUCUUAGAAAGAUUAGAAAGAGAGGGAGCAUAUCCAAGAGCAGCAGCAAUAGCAGUUUUUAAUUUGUGUUUACGGCAAGCUAUAGAAAUCUUGAAUCGAGGAGCUACUAAAAUGUCGAUGUCUACGAAUUUAAAUAUUGUUGCCAUGGCUUUGUCAGGAUUCUCCGAGGAUAGGAAUAGCAUGUGGAGAGAAUCGUGUUUGAAAUGUAGAUCUCAGCUCACGGACCCUUACUUGAGAGCAACUUUCGCCUUUUUAACUGCAGAUGAUUCCUAUGAAAAUGUCUUGGUAAAGAAUGAAAGUGGCAUGGCAGUUGAAGACCGAGUAGCAUUUGCACUUAUGUUUUUAUCAGAUAACAAGUUAAGUGAAUAUUUAAAAAAGUUAACUCAAAAGCUGACUGACGAAGGAAAUUUAGCGGGUUUUCUUCUAACAGGUGCCAGUUUAGAAGGCAUACAAUUAUUAAAUCGAUAUUUAGAAAUUACCGGCGAUGUUCAAAGCUGUAGUCUGAUAGCUAUUAGAGCAUUCACACCAACCUUACUGCAAGAAAACCCAGUUCAAGUUUGGAUUACAAGUUAUAGAAAUCUUUUAAACGCUUGGAAAAUGUGGACUCAGAGGGCUCAUUUUGAUAUCGCAAUGCGAUCUGCGACGAAUGAAAAACCUCCACAGCAAAUAUAUGUUUCCUGUAAUUUUUGUGGUAAAAGUAUAUCCGCUUUUAUGCAAGGUCUGAGUAGAGCGAGAGGGCCUUUUGGCAGGUUGGGAAGUACACCCAAUAAAUUGAAGAUGUCUUCAUGCCCGAAUUGUAGAAAACCAUUACCACGAUGCGCAAUAUGCUUAAUGCAUAUGGGCACCGUAAGUGGAUUGCAAAUGACAACAUCCAACGUCAACAGAAACGAAGAAUGUGACAAUAAACUGACAGAAUUCAGUAACUGGUUUACGUGGUGUCAAACAUGUAGACAUGGCGGUCACGCUGAUCAUAUUACGCAUUGGUUUCGACAACAUUCAGAAUGUCCAGUAACUUCGUGUACAUGCAGAUGCUUUUCUUUAGACGCAUCGUGUAAAAUAGCAGUGGGUAUAACAUGAAUGAAAGUCAUAGAUUCUGGGAGUUUUCGAUAAUACUGACUAUAUACCGUUACAGUUUUAGGACUUCGUUUUGUAUAUUUCUUGGAAAAGUAUGAAUAUUAAAAACAAA
Molecule: messenger RNA, 2936 nt
Organism: Frieseomelitta varia
Lineage: Eukaryota; Metazoa; Arthropoda; Insecta; Hymenoptera; Apidae
Gene: mio
Product: GATOR complex protein MIOS-B
Exons: 15
Coding region: 233-2827 (864 amino acids)
Biological process (GO): cellular response to amino acid starvation; positive regulation of TORC1 signaling
Cellular component (GO): cytoplasm
Molecular function (GO): protein binding
Source: RefSeq, a predicted model, not a curated record